Wickerhamiella sorbophila is the source of this 1149-nucleotide messenger RNA. Its product is annotated as putative 26S proteasome regulatory subunit rpn9. The coding region runs from base 1 to 1149 and encodes 382 amino acids. Gene Ontology annotation, biological process: ubiquitin-dependent protein catabolic process. The transcript has a single exon. Gene Ontology annotation, molecular function: structural molecule activity. Gene Ontology annotation, cellular component: nucleus; proteasome regulatory particle, lid subcomplex; cytosol. NCBI's taxonomy places the organism in Eukaryota, Fungi, Ascomycota, Dipodascomycetes, Dipodascales, Trichomonascaceae. The record is from RefSeq and is a predicted model, not a curated record.
AUGCCAGACGCUUUAACGGCCAUAACCAAUCUGCGGAUGCAGGUUACAGAUGAGCAACCGGAGCUUGUUGAACAAAUCUAUGAGCUAGAAGAUUUGCACGAGCGCAAGCUUUGGCAUCAGCUCACGCAAAAGGUUGUCGAACUGUUCGCUGACGAGCGGUCGAGACUGUAUCGACACCAGCUGUUUACGCAAUUUCUCGCCACCGUUGAGGAUAAGAUCAAUCCUUUGGCAUACGUAUCACUAGGAAUCAGUGCUUCCGAGCUAUGUGCGACGCCACAGGAAUCGAUUGUGUUUUUGCAGAAGAUUUGCGAUAAGGUCGAGGACGAAAACGUGCGCAAGUUUGCCGAGUUGCGAAUCGCCAGCUACUGCUUGCAGACAGGCGAGGUGCCCCGGGCGCGCAAAAUCAUUGACAGCGCCUCGAAGCUUGUUGACGAGCUGCAAACUACAGAUUCUACAAUUAUGGCAAUGUACUACGGUGUCAGCUGCGAAUACUACAAGCACAAGCGGGAGUAUACUGCCUACUACCGGAACGCCCUGUUAUACCUUGCGUGUAUUGAUAUUAAUACGUUGUCUCGUGAGCAGCAGCAGCAGAAGGCUUAUGAUCUCGCUGUGGCGGCUCUUUUGGGUGACAAGAUCUACAACUUUGGCGAGCUUAUUCUGCACCCGAUUGCUCAGACCCUCGAUGGCGAGUACAAGUGGUUGCACGACCUGGUGUUUGCUGUGAAUUCCGGAGAUAUUGUUGCCUUCCAAAACAUCAAGCCCAGCCUUGAGAAAGCGCCAAUUGUGCAGUCGUCUAUUGCCUUCCUUGACCAAAAGAUUUGUCUUAUGGCGUUGUGUGAGUGCGUGUUCAAGCGCCCCACCACUGAUCGCGUGCUUCCAUUUGAUGCUAUUGCCACAGAAACCAAGCUCCAAACUGGCUCCAAGGUCGAGAUCCUUGUCCUCAAGGCGCUGUCUCUGGGACUCAUCGAAGGUACCAUCGACCAGGUCGACAAAACAGUAACCGUCACUUGGCUCCAGCCCAGGGUUCUCAGUAAUGACCAGAUUGCGGUUAUGCGGUCAAAGCUUGGUGAUUGGGAUAGAGAAGUCAAUACGCUGGUCGAUUGGAUGCAAACUGAGGGAAAGCAGGUUUGGGCACAGACACGUGCGUAA